GGAUAUUCAGAUUAGUGAGCAGAAAGAGAACCGAACGGGGGCUUUGCUGUUUCCAUAUCUCUAAACUCUCUCACCUUGCACAACAUGAAGCAGACCCAGAAAAAACAAGCAGAGCUCCUUUGGCCGAGAGUUAUCCUGAACAAAUGGCUCAACAUCAGCUCCAGCGGAAACAAUUUCAGUGCGGAUACCGACGAAGGUGACAACAGCUCUGAUUCUGAGGAUGAAGAAUUUUUUCGUUGGGGACAAGAUUCGUUCUUUGGAGACAAAAAAGGUGAGCGCAAUGGAGCCUCUGAAACUCUUCCCAAGAGGAGGAGACGGAAUUCAGAAACCCUUCGAGCUCAAUACAUAAACACCAAAGAACUCAGGAUUUCUGUAGGGACAUGGAACGUAGGGGGUAAAUUUCCUCCUGAUGAUCUAGACAUCUCAGAGUGGCUAGAAAUGGAUGAGCCUGCCGAUAUGUAUGUGAUCGGUCUUCAGGAGAUUGUCCCAUUAAAUGCAGGAAAUAUCUUUGGUGCUGAGGACAGCCGUCCUGUUCCAAAAUGGGAAAAUAUUAUUCGUGAAACACUGAACAGAAUUCAACAAGAGAAGCCAAAGUAUAAAUGCUACAGUGAUCCUCCUUCACCAUCUAGGUUCAAGCCAUCAGAUGAUGUCCCUGAUAUCGAAGAUGAAUUCCUUGUUGAAACUGAUAGUGAUAGAGAUGAGCAAGUAUAUCCAUUGGAUGAAGAAUCCAAUGGUUCUGAUGAAGUCAAGGAUGCAACCACCACAAGUGAGAAUGAGUUUGUACGAUCUGAAGCUUCAAACACCACUGAAAAUGCAGAUACAAUCUCAUCAAGAGAACGUGAUUUACAGAGACAGUUUUCUUCCUCAAAGAGAUUAGAUAGGUUAAAUUGCUUUAGGGCAGAGGAGUCCAUGGAAAAUCCAGAGUCAUCAGUUCCCCAACAGAAAGGCAUAUUAUCUAAAACACUUAGUGGGACAGAGAGGAUUGGUUUGAGUUGGCCUGAGCCACCAAUGGACUUGCUGGCUAAGCAUGUUUUAGAGAGACCCAAUUCCUUCAAAUCAGUCAAGUCCUUCAAAGCAUCUAAGUCUUUCAAAACAUCUUAUUCCUUCAAGUCAUCUACUUGUGGGGAUUGUAGAGGAGCAUCAGAAACAGCUUUGCUAACCAAUAUUGACCUGGAAACCAUCAUACGCCGCAAAAGGUCACCUUUUGUAAGAAUAAUUAGUAAGAAAAUGGUUGGGAUUUUCCUUUCUAUAUGGGUUCGUAGAAGCUUGCGUAGACAUAUUCGGAACGUGAAAGUGUCUACCGUUGGUGUUGGUGUUAUGGGCUACAUCGGUAAUAAGGGAUCAGUAUCAGUGAGCAUGUCUAUAUAUCAGACACAUUUUUGCUUUAUCUGUACUCAUCUAACAUCAGGUGAGAAGGAUGGGGAUGAACAUAAAAGGAAUGCUGAUGUGCAAGAAAUACAUCGUAGGACACAUUUCAAUCCAGUUUCUGGUAUGGGAUUCCCGAAGACCAUCCUUGACCAUGAAAGAGUUAUCUGGUUGGGGGACCUAAAUUAUCGUAUCAACUUAUCAUAUGAGAAGACACGAGAACUCAUAUCCAAAAACGAAUGGUCCAAGUUGAUUGAGCAGGACCAGCUCAUACGAGAAUUGAGAAAAGGUCAAGCAUUUGAUGGAUGGUCCGAAGGUACUCUAAAUUUUCCACCAACAUACAAGUAUGAGUUUAAUUCGGAGAAGUAUUGUGGGGAGGAUCCAAAAGCUGGGAGGCGUAAUCCAGCAUGGUGUGACCGCAUCCUUUCAUUUGGAAAUGGAAUGAAGCUGUUGAACUAUAAGAGGGUUGAGCAUACGCUUUCUGAUCACCGACCUGUGACUGCCAUCUACAUGGCUGAGGUUGAGAUCUUUUGUCACAGGAAGCUCCAAAGGGCUCUUACAUUCACAGAUGCAGAGCUGGAAGUUGAAGUUAUUAUAGCAGAUAUGGGACUUGAUGAUGGUAUGUGAGGCUAAGUUUUGGAGAGGUAAUUUACUUUCAAGGAAAAUCCUAAUACCUGAGUUUAGAUCAAUCAAAGUCCUCCAUGGUCACCAUCUAGUAAUGGAUGACCAUGUUGUAUUAGUAUAAUAUGUUUGCAUGUUUCUCAGUUUAGGUAAAAUAUAAUUAUUUUUUGAGUCCAGGUCAAAAACGAAGAAUAAGCAAUUUAAACCGGUCUGUCUGAGCAUGUCUUUUCCUUUAGAUACUAAAAAGGAGUCUUUUUGUCUUGUGGAUACAUUAGUAUUCUCCCCCAAAUCAAACUUUUGUGGUCCUCUUUCAGGCUUUAUCUCAAGCACCACCCUCUCUCAAAAUAUCUUGUCUGCUUAUUGAUGCAGGAUAUAUCUGAUUGGGAGCUAUAGGAUACAUACAUAGAGUAACCCUUGACGUGCGUGAAGACUUGCUGGAUGAGUUCCUUGAUUUACGAUACAGGCAAUUAGUUUUUCUUUACCUAUUCUCUAGUAUUGAUCAUACCCUGUCAAUUAUGUAUAUUACUAUUCUGUUCAUGUGUACAUUUUAAUGCCUAGAGGAUAGCCUAAUUAAUCGUGUCUGAGAGAUUGUCUUAUAUUUGUGGAUAUCCAUCAGUAUAUAACUUGUACAAGUGGAAGAUCCUCAGCUUAGCAAUCUUUCCUUCUAUGUGUAUAUACCUUGGUAAAUGUAUU
Telopea speciosissima is the source of this 2679-nucleotide messenger RNA. Its product is annotated as type IV inositol polyphosphate 5-phosphatase 3. The transcript is spliced from 10 exons. Gene Ontology annotation, biological process: phosphatidylinositol dephosphorylation. The record is from RefSeq and is a predicted model, not a curated record. Lineage: Eukaryota; Viridiplantae; Streptophyta; Magnoliopsida; Proteales; Proteaceae. Gene Ontology annotation, molecular function: phosphatidylinositol-4,5-bisphosphate 5-phosphatase activity; inositol-polyphosphate 5-phosphatase activity; phosphatidylinositol-3,4,5-trisphosphate 5-phosphatase activity. Bases 85 to 1992 code for a protein of 635 amino acids.